CAUAAUUAAAAUAAAUAAAUAUCAAAUCUCUUCUCAGUCCUCAAUUCUUCUGUGCAUUAACUGUAUGUUUCUGUUCUUCUUUUGCAGUGCCUGUCUCUGUCUCUGUCUGAACGACACUUCUAAUAGACCAUCACUCCUCUCUUAUCUCUUUCCUCACCAUUUUUCUUAGGUUUUAUUUAUUAAGCCAUGAAUGUUCUCUAAAUCUUCCCCUUUGUUUUGGGUGUUUCCAUUUUAUAAGUUUUCUUUCUUAUUGAAACGUUUAUGGAAUUAAAGGGUGAGAUAUUAAAAUGGAAACUUAUUUAAAUCCCCAUUUUUUAUCUUAGUUUUGCUAAAACCCCAUCCAAAGCUUGAAACUUUAAGCCUAUCAAGCGUUUAUAUCUUCAAACUAUUGAGACAUUAUAAGCGAAUCUAACUCCAAAGUUAAGUUUUGAGCUUCUGGGUCUUUUCUAGAGAUGUCCCACAUCGAUUUAGAGCAAGGAACUCACCGCCGCGACGGGAGUGACGUCAGCUCCAGGGAGGCUAGCGUCUGCUUCUCGGAAGCCGACGAGGGUUCAUGCUACUCUCAGUUUUAUUCCACUGCAGGUGGUUCUUACGACGAUUACAGCUUCACCGAGGGAGAGAUUGACGGCGGCGCCUCGGAUUCCAGGAGGGUGUCGGAUUGUUCAGUGGAGGCGGAGAAUGAGGGAGGAGUUGCUGAAAUCAAGGUGCAUUUGGCCAAAGUGGAGAAAGAUUGUAGAAUUUGUCAUUUGGGUUUGGAAAGUAACAGCCGUGAAUCCGGGGUUCCUAUUGAAUUGGGUUGUUCUUGUAAAGAUGAUCUUGCUGCUGCUCAUAAACUUUGUGCUGAGGCAUGGUUCAAGAUCAGAGGAAAUAAGACUUGCGAGAUUUGUCAUUCUAUUGCACGCAAUGUAGUUGGAGUGAACGAGGGUACGGAUCAAUCGAACGACACCAACAGUUCCACGACAACAGCUGCAGUCCCAGGACCAGCAGCUCAUACAGACACUCCAAGUUUCUGGCAUGGCCACCGCAUCCUCAAUUUUCUCCUUGCUUGCAUGGUAUUUGCAUUUGUGAUAUCAUGGCUCUUUCACUUCAAUAUGCCAUCAUCCUAAAAUUCGGUACCACAUGUUCUUGAACAAAAUCGAACGAAUGAAACGGAGAUGAAUAAUAAUAUAGUCUUAGAGAGUUCAACAUACCCAAUAUAUUAAAAAUAAAAUUUGAAAACCUGUACAACUAUUCGGGUUUUUCUUUUUUUGCUCCUAUUGACUUCCAAAUUGGUGUUAUCUUUGUUGGAACGUUUCAUGGGCGUCACUUUCCACCCUUAAGCUUAAACAGGCAAAAGGAAAUGGAUAUUAAAGCAGUGGGGACACUCAAGAAAACGCAUUUGGCCUUUUCAUUCAAGUAAGACGAGGCAGUGUCUGGCAUAGACGGUUGUUUGAUGACACCAUGGUCCCGCCAUCAAUGAACUACAUAAGACAGACAAGAUUCUUUUGUCUCUUAUCUUCUGCUGUUCUAAACCUUCAAAAAUCUUGCCUCCCUGUAUGCCUCAUUAAUGCACAAGUGGUCGACUUGAAAAGGGUAUUACAUUAAUGUAGCAAACAACCAAGUAUAAAAUUGUAAACAAAGGCCUUUCCCAGUGCCAUUUUUGUGGA
Molecule: messenger RNA, 1646 nt
Organism: Gossypium raimondii (Peruvian cotton)
Lineage: Eukaryota; Viridiplantae; Streptophyta; Magnoliopsida; Malvales; Malvaceae
Exons: 2
Coding region: 453-1106 (217 amino acids)
Molecular function (GO): zinc ion binding
Source: RefSeq, a predicted model, not a curated record